Acipenser ruthenus (sterlet) is the source of this 6987-nucleotide messenger RNA. RefSeq names its product E3 ubiquitin-protein ligase RNF152-like. NCBI's taxonomy places the organism in Eukaryota, Metazoa, Chordata, Actinopteri, Acipenseriformes, Acipenseridae. Bases 417 to 1124 code for a protein of 235 amino acids. Gene Ontology annotation, biological process: protein ubiquitination. Gene Ontology annotation, molecular function: ubiquitin protein ligase activity. The transcript has a single exon. The record is from RefSeq and is a predicted model, not a curated record.
ACUUGGUAUGGGUGGUUUCGCUUUCUUUUUUGUGAACGUGACAUGAUGUGUGUGUCUUUGUGUACCCUGAUGCUGUUUUCCUUUGAGCCAGCCUUGUGAUCACAAUCUUUCGCUCGUGAACAGAAUAGAUGAUAAACAAGCAAGAAAGGGUAAAGCUGGAGACUGGAAUAUCUCUCUGAGAUCCAAUCCGUUCAGAUAUAAUACCCCUGCAUUUAAAAGCACCGGCAUUACAUCACCAAUGUUCCACUCACAGCGUCAGGAGCGCCGUUUAAUAUUUAACGGGAGAGAUCAAAACAGCUAGAGAGCGCCGAAUGGAAGAUGGUGGGAUUUAAAACAAAUAACAGGAAUGGCACUUUAAGGUUAUAAUUUACCCUCGUCUGAGCAGCAAGAUCUUUUCAAAUAUAAAAUAUAAUGUCAUGGCAGAGGCAAAUCCAACGGUAUCCGUUCAAGCGCCCGGUGCAGCAGACACUUCUUAUGAGGAAUAUGAAUGCAAAAUCUGUUACAAUUAUUUCGACCUGGAUCGCAGGGCUCCCAAGAUACUGGAGUGCUUGCACACAUUUUGCGAGGAGUGCCUGACCACUUUGCAUUUCAGACAAGACCGACCGUGGCGCAUCGGCUGCCCGGUAUGCCGCCACAAGACACCCGUGCCGGAUUACAGGAUCGUCAACCUGCCCAACAACACCAAAGUGACGGAGGCUUUCCCUUUGUACAUCGAGGCAGACCCUUUACCCCAAGACAGCCUUCCUCCGUACCCUCCUCCGUCGCGCUACGCUGCAGCCCCGCAGCAGGAAGAACCAGAAGUGAGCGAGUCGCAGGCUGCAGCCCCAACGCACACCCCAAGAACCCCCUCCGCAUCCACCCGCUACGAGAGCUGCCAGAACUGCAAACGAGCCGCGCUGACGGCGGGCUGUGUCUGCGUUGUGUUCUCCUUUCUCUCCAUGAUCGUGCUGCUCUUCACGGGCCUGAUGUUUGUUCAUAAUUACAACAACCCCCCCUCGCCCAUAGGCCCCAUCUGUCUGUCUAUAGCCAGCAUUCUCGCUUUGUUUUCAGUGGUUGUCACGUGGCUCAUCUGCUGGCUGAAGUAUAAACCUGAGCGUACUAAUACAAGCAGGCAAGAAAACUGAGCGUCGGUUCUCUGCAGCAGAAGAAAUUCUUGAUUUUUCAUUUUACCACAAAAUCUACAAUAUGGCCUUCUACAACUGACAUGAUGCAGUAAACACCACUUUUAGACAUCACAUAACUGUUUAUUAAUUGAUGGUCACUGCUGAGUUUUAUUAUAUUAGUAGUAGUAGUCGUAGUCGUAGUAGUAUUCAUAUAUAUUUGGUUUAUUACAUAUAAUAUUAGUUAUUUUAUUUUGGUAUCGGUAUUUGGUGCAUUAUUCGGGUUGAUUUGCCAAUGCUGUGUAACUGAACUGUGCUUCAUCGUGCUGUUUUUUUGUCAGUGUUACCAUAUAAAUACACCUUGAGUGCUUUGAUGAGUUAUUAUACAGACAACAUUGAUUAUUAGUUGGUUUCAUUUGUAUACAAUUAUUGGAAUCAAAAUACGUGAGGUGCACUGAUGAGGGAGCUAGAUGAACCAGCUACUUUGUGAUGUUUUCUGUUUAGUACCUGACCCUGAUGUGUUGACAUCAACAUAUUCUUAUUCGGAGACAUAAUGUUGUGUCUGGCAAUCGAAACGGUGUGGGUAUGACUUUACUGGCCGGUCACACAUACGAUCUUUACAUAGUAUGCAAAAAAGAAAAUAACACGUGCAUGUCAUCACAACAAAACAAAGGAGCCGGUUUGCUGAGUAGCACGUGAGCAUCUUCACCAGCUACUUCAACAAGCCAUUUAUAUAAAACAAAGUCAUUGUCUUGUCUCGGUUGUAUUUAUUUUGAAGCAAAGUACAGUAUAUGCCUGCACUAAAUGAUACACCGUAAUUUGACACCGAAUUGUUAAAAUAUGAGAUGUUUAUACUAAAAUAAAUUUAAAUGAAAUUGCUACUCUUUUAUGUUCUCUUUGUUCUUCAGUGUGAAACUAGGCCAAUGUAGAAAUGCCUGCAGCGUACAGUAACUGCCUUGUUUUAUCAGUACGCUAUAACAUAUGCACUUCCUGGCAAUGGCUAUAUAGUACCUACAGACCCCUGUACCCUGUUACAUUAAUGCAAUGGGUUAUAUUUAGUAAUUACCAGUAAAUGGGACUGUUAUAAAAUAUUCCAAGUAUUUUUUUUAUUAUUAUUUCAGUUUAUUAACACAACCUUUGCCUCAGACCUUACCUUAAACUAUUUAUUAUCCUGAGAAAACUAGAAAAAUGCAGAAACAUUAGGUUAAUAAUUUCAGUACAAAGACGAUCACAUGGAAGUCUUAAUAACUGGAUUGUCAAUUAACCAGACCAUUACUUAGUCCCAAUAAAACACGUAAUUUCGAUUUUAUUAUUUAACAUGAAUAUCUAAAUUUAGCAAUUUUGUUUUAUUUUCAAAGACAUAUAAUUUUGUCCAUUUUACAAUACAGCAAGCGCCCUCUACUGGUAGUAAUUGUUAACAACAUCUCACUGAAACUUUCACCUAUAUCGAGAAAUAAAUAAUGCGACUGUCUAUGCAGAAUCUGAUGUUACAUUUGAUGCAAACAAAAACAAACAAACAAACAAACAAAAAACAGCUUGACACGAAGGAAAUACUGUACAUGUUUAAUGAGUGUUUACACAUUAGCAGAAAAGACUAAUUCAACAAAAACAAGAAAGGAGAAAAAUAAUUGAAACGUGUAAAACAGUUUGUUAGAAAUAUUAGUUACCGGAUUUAUGCAAUUAAAAAAUGGUUUGCUGCAGUUUAAUAUGCAAAUGUAUGAUGCGAAAGCAAAUACAGAUAAACAUAUAUUAGUUGAAUGCUUACUUUGACCAUUGCAUUGUCACAUGGUUCCCUUUCAAUUCGAAGACAACCACCAACCAAUACUUUUGGGAUAUGACUUCCUUAGGUAGGUGUUCGCUGAGCAUUUGAUGUCAGAGCCGCCGAUAAAGUGACGUCCUUGGUCCCGCCUGCUGAGGGAAUAAGUAGUCGCUUACAGUAAGGUACACUUUCCAGCCCUGGGUGCUUCGAAAAAAGGCUUGACAGGGUCAUGGGGCCAGAAUGUUCGGCCCUUGUGACUGAGCUGUCUGAGGCUCUAGGAGCCCUGGUUACCCCCCCUCCCCCCAACUGUCCCAGAGCCCCUCAUAGGGUAUCCCCUGCACACAGGAUCAGCCACCACCCUCUCACAGCCGCUGCCCAUCUCCACAGAUGGCAAAGCGGGUCAAGCGCUUUAGACAGGCAAGGGACAUCAUGGACCUGAAAGUGCAUAUGGCCCAGGUCCUGGAGGUGUCGGCGUGGCAGCAGCCAGCAGAUCUGCCAGUGCCUGUCCCAGUAGCUGGAAUCAUCAGCACGGAUGGCAGAGGAGGGGGAAGGACUCUCUAAAGCGUCCUCCUGGAAUGAGGACUCCUUCCCCACUGAGAGGGAGGAAGGACAGGAGUCCGCGCUCUCUACCGAGGCACAGCCCAGCUCCGAGGUUGCCUCGGAGGCUAGUGCGUCCCCAUUUCUGAGCUCCAUGUCGGCCCUGAUGAGACGUGCUGCAAUCUUUUUUGCAGGUCCCUUGAGCGACAGCAGCUGAGCCACACCGUGUUCAGGAUGCAGGCUGAGGCUUCUCGGCCUCAGCCCUUCCCAGCAUUCCUGGAUUUCAUGGAGGAGAGAUCGUCCUGCCUCAGUACACAGUGUACUGAAGCAAGUGGCCCAGCUUGCUUCCUUAGAGGGCACGACUCCACCAUUGCGGCCUUGGUCAAGGCUCUGCUAGUGGGGGGCUUGCCCAAGGACCCUGCAUGCCCAAACCCGCAAUGCAGGGUCAUGGAGACACACUUGAAGCAGUAUCCUGACCGCCUAUUUGGAAGCCCUGCUCCCUGGCUUCCGAGUUACGCCUCCUUUCAGGCAUACUGCUCCAGAUCUCCGGCGAUUGGUUUACAACAGUGGACUUGAAAUAUCCAUUUAGCGGAUGGAAAUAUCUCCACUUUGCCUUUCAGGGGAGUGCCAUUCAGCUUCUCCUAAGCCCCCUGCAUCCUUUCCGAAGUGUGUGGGCAUAUAACCUCUCUCUGCCCAGUGAGGGCAUUGAGAGGUUAUAUGGAUAGGACGAAAGUGCUGCGUCAGUCUGACCAGCUCUUUGUUUGCUAUGGUGAAAGGACCCUGGGGCAAGCCCUCUCGAAGCAGCGACUGGCCCACUGAAUUGUGGACACAGUAUCGACUGCUUAUAAUGAGGCCGGCCUACCCCCACCGGGGAGGGUGGCCGCGCAUUCUACUAGAGGGGUGACCACGUCAUGGGCGCUCUUUCGAGGUGCAUCAUUGACUGACAUUUGUACUGUGGCUAGCUGGGCUACUCUGCAUACAUUCACCAGGUUCUACCGAAUCAAUGUGGUAGAUCCCUCUAAGCCUUCAUUAGGCACUAGGGUCCUUGAGUGUAAAAUAAAGGGUUCUGGGCUAUAGAAAGCUACAUGUUAUUUUUUUACAUACUGAAAUAUUUUACUUGGAAUUAGAAGCUGAAGCAGCAAUCAGUACUUAAAAUGCUAUUAUUAUUAUUAUUAUUAUUAUUAUUAUUAUUAUUAUUAUUAUUAUUAUUAUUAUUAUUAUUUAUUGCUAUUGUUCGCAUAUACAGUUUUUAAUACAAACUGAACCGUGUCACGGUCCACACUGGCUGACUCAAAAAGUCGGCAGCACCUAUGCUUGCACUGUAGAAGAGAAUCUCUCUCCGUCAUGAUUUGCAAUUUUCCUUAUUCUUUAAAUAAAAAAGUUAUCCCAAAGGUGAUUGGGUACUCUUGCAAUUACACUGCAUGCCUGUAAAAUGACCAGACCCUACGUAGAACAUGCACAGUUCAUUUACAUGUAUUUAAAGCACAUACUAUUUUAUGUAUUCUGAUUGGUCCAAAUCAAUACGUGUACUGGGUAUGCGUUUUUGAUCCGAAUGGCCUUCCAUAAAUUUGUAUACAGAAGGACAUCUGGAUACACUAAGAACUGUAUAAUAGAGGGAAGUUAACUAAGAGGGAUGUUAACUAAACCCUUGAAAUCAAUAGUGGAGCAAUACUAACACAUGCGUUAUAUUAAUGCCACACACCUCUUUUUGUAUUUGGGCUAUUGGCGCACAUUUGUAUGUGACACCAUAUACACAGCAGUUUAAUCAGUAAUGUACUGUAUUAGAAAAGCCAGUAACGUCACCUCAGAGCUAAAGCCAUCUACAGUAAAGCAGUCCUGUUUCAUGCUGGAGUCAAGCAGUACACUCUAACAUGCUUUGAAAUUUAGCACUACGUUGUUUUUGUUAAAACCAAACAUUAACAUGAUUAAAAUCCCAUUUGUAAAUGUACCCCAACUUGUUCCAGUGUAUUUGUACUGUUGUGAAUGACAGUGUUGUCAACAGUGAGGUGAGUAAAACUGCCCCGCCACACCGUAUGCUGGUCAGUUACAACCAAGGAAAACAGCAGGGGUCCAGGAAUGCCUCCCCCAAACCCCCCCCCCCCCCCCCCCCUCCCGGGGUGCACCAAAUGUAUUGGGGCGGGUUUCCGAAUUCACCCCAUUUAUAUGUAGUCAUGAGGCGUCCCAUCACACUGCUGUCUUUUUAUUGGUAAAUAACUACAGAAUAGGCUUUAUUCAAUGUUUCUAAACACUAACAUAUCUAAAUACAGAGCUAUUAAACAAGGGCCCAAACCUGCUUUUUUAAUUUAAUUAAAAAUGACUCUGAAUAAACUUGCAGCAGUAUUCAUAUCUGCUACCGUUUAUAUCUAGUGAAUUGUCACCAGAUGUACAGUAGUGGUUAACUGAUAAUACAAUUUAAGUGUAAAAAAAAUAUUUUGUUACUGAACAUUGCAGAAAUUGUGAAUAAAACAGAACUUUUGGUAGAUAGCCUACCCUGUAUGAUCCAGUACUUAGAGACAACAUCGGAAGAGCAUCUGAAAUAAAGUGUAAGAGGAGUGGCUUUGCUGGCAGAGGCUGUGUUUUAUCUGGCAAGGAACAGUGGUUCCUUUCUCAUAAUUACAUGUUUUGAAUGAUAUUUGUUGAUUAUGAUUAUUAUGCCUUCACUAUCUAUGUAAUCAGAGUUAACACAGGUUUAUGUAUAAGUUGCACCAGAAUUAAAUAUAUUGGUAUAAAUGCUGUGCUUAGGAAAAUAUUGUGUAGAGAAAAAUAUCAUACAAAUUGUUGCUGUGUAAUGCCAUGGAAUUCUGUAAUAGAAUCUAAACCUGUAUUAACAGCUAUUACCAGGAAACAGCAUGCUAUUACCAGUACUAUGAUAAAAUCACUGUAAUCCCUGUUAGCACUAGUAGGCUUUUUAAAUGGCUUUCCUAACAUGCUUGUAUUACACAUAUUAAACUUCUUUUGGAGCAUAUUUUGAACUUGAUAAAGGAGGCCCUGGAUCUCCUAUAUUACCUCAACUGCUUGACUUUAUUAAAUUACCAAGAAAAAAGCACAGCAGGCAUGUGCUAAUUCAAUUUUUGAUAAGAAUCAAAGAACUGCAUGUUCAAAGAAGCAAAAAAGUGACGUGACAGUUCAAGAGAGAUCAUGUGCUAACCAUUCAGGGAUAUGUUUGUCAGUAGGUUAACAUGAGACUACAUUAUUUUUCCUUGUGUGUUUUCAAGAAACAUGUUUAAUAACAUCCCAACAGGAGAUAAACAACUGAUACAUAUUCGAGAGAGAGAGAGAGAGAGAGAGAGAGAGAGAGAGAGAGAGAGAGAGAGAGAGAGAGAGAGAGAGAGUAUAGAUUUACAACUCCUGUGUGCAUAUAAAAAACUUUGAAGUUUGUACUUUGUUUAUUUGCUAAUUGACUAGAUCUUUAAAAUAAGCUAUUAAUGUCUUUGUAAAGUGUUACAUGUGAGAAUGGCUGUGGUUUUGAGUUUUAGAUUGGAUGAACCAUUGAUUGUCAAAUUGUGUUUCCCUGAUUAGGGAAUGUGAAAUGCAUGUUUAUGUGUUAAUCAUGAGUGUAUAUUAACUCUGUUUAAUUACUUUUAUGUCUGG